Molecule: messenger RNA, 3614 nt
Organism: Limulus polyphemus (Atlantic horseshoe crab)
Lineage: Eukaryota; Metazoa; Arthropoda; Merostomata; Xiphosura; Limulidae
Product: farnesyl pyrophosphate synthase-like
Exons: 5
Coding region: 422-970 (182 amino acids)
Biological process (GO): trans, trans-farnesyl diphosphate biosynthetic process
Cellular component (GO): cytoplasm
Molecular function (GO): dimethylallyltranstransferase activity; (2E,6E)-farnesyl diphosphate synthase activity
Source: RefSeq, a predicted model, not a curated record
AGUUUCAAAUACAAAUUUCAAACUGGAGAUGAAGAUCAGGAGAAUUCUUUAUAUUGGAUGUAUUUUCAUGAUUGUGCAUUGUAUCUGUUCUGCAUUAUUUUAAACAUUAAAAUGACAGGAAACAAAUUAUUUUAUAGUAAUAUAAUAUGAAACUAUCUUUUACAAUGCUUUAAGUAAGGGCAGAUAUUUUUAAUAGGCUUCAUAGUAUUUUGUUUUCUGAUAGUAGAAAGGUAAUGGAAGUAUCUCUCUCUCCUUGCACUAGGAAGAAGUUGGACUGGUUGGUUUUAAUGAUGCUAUUUUGUUAGAGAGUGGUGUUUACUACUUGCUGAAGAGAUUCUUGAGAAACCACUCAUGUUAUCUUAAUAUCCUGGAACUUUUCCUGGAGACUUCUAAGAAAACAGCUCAAGGUCAGUGUCUGGACAUGUUAUCAACGCCCCCUGGAACUCGGCCAGAUUUCUCUUGCUUCACUCAAGAUCGAUAUAAUUCUAUUGUGAAGUACAAGACAGCAUUUUACUCUUUCUGUCUGCCAGUGCAACUUGCAAUGCAUUUGGCUGGUUGGAUAGACCCUCACUUCCACAAACAAGCUGAAAUUAUCUUGUUGAAGAUGGGACAUUUUUUUCAAGUCCAGGAUGACUACUUAGACUGUUAUGGUGAUCCAGCUGUUAUUGGUAAACAAGGAACUGAUAUCGAAGAUGGAAAGUGCAGUUGGCUGAUUGUAUCGGCUCUAGCUCAUGCUACAAGUGAACAAUGCCAGAUUCUUCAGAAAAAUUAUGCUCUGUCGGACCCAGCCUGUAUCCAGAAAGUAAAGGGUAUCUACAAGGAAUUAGGACUUUCAGAACUUUAUCAUAGUUAUGAAGAGAAAAGUUACCAGGAGCUGACAUCCCUCAUAAAUGAAUUAACUGAUUCUACUGAGCUUCCAGCUGCCAUCUUUCAUGGGUUUAUGAAAAAGAUUUACGGGAGAAAAAAGUGAAACUGUUACUUUAUACAAGAGAUUGUUCAUUUAAUUUUAAUUUACCUUAUGGUAAAUGCAUUGUCUCAUUGAGUAAAUUUUUACAUUAGGUGUUUAUAUUUUACCAUUACUAAAGUGAUUUUGCACUUGCUAACAAUUCUCUUUAUGCUGAAAGGAUCACAUGUGUGGACAAACUAUUUUUUUUGUUUUUCAUUUUUACUGAAAAUCUUUAUUUUUGCUUUGGGAAGUUUGCAUAAAAAAAAAGAUGUUUCUUAUAUAACUUAGUGCAAUGCUUUUACAUUUAUAUGAAGUAAGAUAGAAGAAACAUCUUUAUUGUUGUUGAUCAGAAAACAUGUCAUUUUUUUUCUAUGUUUAUUUUUGUUAUGUAGGGCUUUUCAAAAGAUUUUGGGUUUUUAAUGAUUUUUUUUUACUAAUACUAUAUUUUGUUGUUUAGUUGGAAUAUAACCCGGAUCUUUGAAAGGCAUAAUGUCCAUGAAUGACUCUCUCUCUCUUUUGACUGUGGGAAGUGAUUUUUCACAGACAUUUUGGUGUUACUGGGUCUUUUUGUUUUGUCUAUUCAAAAGUUUUAAGAACAGCAUUUUUGGAAAAAAAACACUUAUAUUUUGUUUGUUUUUUCCUUCAUAUUUAGAUUUGGUCUGAUUAUUUGAUGAUAUUUUUGCUAGAGAUGAUAGGAAAAAGAUUAUUUUAAACAAUGACUGGUAUGUCACAGGAUUUUUUUCUGAAGGUAUUAUAUUUAUUUGUUAAUUGUAUUUCAGAAAACAACAUUGUUACCAAAGCCUGAAUUUUAACAGAAUAUGUGAAAUUAUUACCGAAGUAUCUUUCAUUUUUUCUUUUUUGUGUAUGUAAAUGUUUUCAUCUUUUGUGUUUGUGAAUUUUUUCAAUUUUUGUUUAUCAAGAAUGUUAAUUCCUAGAUGUAGGAAAGUAAACAAUGUUUUUACUUAAAACUACCUAAACAAAGAUAUGUUUAUUUUACUGAGGCAGUAAGAUUAAAGUAUGUUAACAGAUUUAGAGUACAAAUGAAUGAAGCAAAAAGAGCUGCAAGAAAGUAACAGCAAGUUUUAAUAAAGAUGAACUCAACUUUAGUUAAGUAAUAGCUAGUAUGAAGCUUAACUUGUCCUAUCUACAUAGUAUUUGGUGUAGACAUUUAAGUCUAAACCAUCACCACUCGUAAGUACCAAAUAAAUGCAGAUAUUUUGAUAUUUUAACUGUUCUUUUUGUUAGAGUUUUCUGAUGUUUUAACAGUUCUUUUUGUAAUAAUACAUGCUAAUCCUGCUGCAGCAUUCUUGAAAACAACUGCUUUUGUACUUUGAUAAACUCGCAUAGAAAUCAAAAACUACAAAUUAACAAUGUUAAAUUCUUGGAAUGUAUGUAUUUCAUCGAAACGUUUUGAAUGUAAAAAAAUAGUGUGAAAUUCUAUAAAGUGGACCCUUGUUAAAUUCUUGGAAUGUAUGUAUUUCAUCGAAACGUUUUGAAUGUAAAAAAAAUAGUGUGAAAUUCUAUAAGUGGACCCUUGUUAAAUUAUUGGAAUGUAUGUAUUUCAUUGAACCGUUUUGAAUGUAAAAAAAGUAGUGUGAAAUUCUAUAAAGUGGACCCUUGUUAAAUUCUUGGAAUGUAUGUAUUUCAUUGAAAUGUCUUGAAUGUAAAAAUGUAGUGUGGAAUUCUUUUAAGUGGACCCUGUGUUAUAAAUUAUGAUGUAAUUUGGUAAAGGGUAAGAGAAAAUAUGUUCAUUGUCACAUUGCAAAAUUGUAUGUUGCAGAAUGAUUAAUGCAUUUUUAAAACAGUUAUUAAGUGAAACUUCAACUUUCUAAUCUGAUAGGUCAACAGGCUCUGUUUUCUGUGUAGUUUUGUAAGUCCAAACACUUUAGAAGUGUAUUUUCAAGUGAAAAAUAAUAUCAGAAGUUUUAAGAUCAAUGAUUGUAACUUCAGUUUGAGUAGAUACUACUAUUUAAAGUGAUGAAUUUUUUUAAAGCAUAAAAUAAUAAUAUUAAGGUUAGGAGUGUUAAGUAAGUUAAUUUUGAAAUUUAAUUUAUCUGUGCAAAUUUUGAGGAUUUAUAUUUACAAUCAGAAGUUUUGUGUGACAAAAACUUCUGAUUAGAAAGGAAGAAUAACAAUUUGUUUGGUAAAAUAGUAGAUAGUUUGUUUUCAGAUUAUGACAGCUGGCAGAUAAAAAAAAACGUGAAAGUUGUGUAUGAUAAAGAAUAUUAAAAUGGCAAAAUAAGAAUUUAUUAAAUAUGAAUGGUAAUUAUGGAAGAACAACGUCAAGGUUGAGAAUGAACAGUCAUUUAAUAUCUACCUCAAUUUGCAUUGUUAGAACUUAAUGUAGAGGUAGAUAACACUAUGUAACUAAAAGUAUCACUUGAGAUUAGUCAGUUCUCAGAAAACUAUGUUGUCAACAUUUUUCAAAAUUGAACAAAUCACUGAUCAAUAUUAGUCUUGUACGUCCAGUUUCAUCCUUUGUCACGUUGCUCAAUUAGCAUGUGUAUUAACUUGUUAUAUACUAAUAGGUAUUUACCUUGAUUUACCAAGGAAUGUUACAUUGUCUACAAGACAAAUGAACAAGUAAAGGGUUAUGAAAAAACUUACUAUUAGAUAUUUUGAAUGUUUCUUAACAUUUUACUGGCAAUAUUAAACCUUGUUUAACUAA